AUUGGCCCCAAUUACCAAAUUUCCUCUCCAUUCAGCUCUCACCUCCUCUGUCCUCCGCCUUCAGAACCUCGCACAACUCAAUUCUUUGGCCUAUUUCGUUUACGCUUCCAGUUCUCUCCCUCCUCCGUCAAGUCUCGGCUAGAAUAGAAAGGGACAAAGAGCGCUAUCAGUAAAGUGGACGGGUUGUACUGCUGUAGGGAGUUGCAUCCAAUCCAAACAGCUCGCUGAUCACAGUUUAGGUCUCAUAGGAGACAAAAAGCAGGAUCGGUUCAUUAUCAAAGACAUCCUCCUGGCGGCAAGGAAUUAUGAGAGCUCAGCAAACAAGCUUUUGGUCUCAGAAAAUGGCUCUUCAAGAAAAGCUAGAGGUUGUAGUCACAUGGACUUGACCAACUUAUUGCCGUUUCUCCCUGCACAUGCUGAACUUCGAAUACUAACAUUUGAAGUUCAUAAUAAUUUCAACUGAACUCUAUACGCUAUGUAUCAGUCCGAGCU
This is a messenger RNA of Linum tenue, 492 nucleotides long. The record is from the annotation of a GenBank genome assembly. Lineage: Eukaryota; Viridiplantae; Streptophyta; Magnoliopsida; Malpighiales; Linaceae.